Pecten maximus is the source of this 1814-nucleotide messenger RNA. RefSeq names its product neuropeptide FF receptor 1-like. Gene Ontology annotation, molecular function: peptide binding; G protein-coupled receptor activity. Bases 677 to 1669 code for a protein of 330 amino acids. The record is from RefSeq and is a predicted model, not a curated record. Gene Ontology annotation, biological process: G protein-coupled receptor signaling pathway. The transcript is spliced from 2 exons. Lineage: Eukaryota; Metazoa; Mollusca; Bivalvia; Pectinida; Pectinidae. Gene Ontology annotation, cellular component: membrane.
CCGGCUUAGGAAGCAGUUGCAAAAUGGUGUGCUGCAGGAAGAUUUCGGCUAUGAUUUUACGGAUUAUUGUGUUUUGAACGUAACAUUCGUAAUUAAUGACACGAGAGGUUAAAGGAUACCGGUUGCCUUGGAACUACUACAUUGAUGACAGCUAUACCGGAACUUCUCUUGUAUUCACGAGACCGACAGGACAUUAACAGGAUCCGGUUUCGAAUGACCGGAUGUUAGGCGGAUCCGACUUGGAUGAGAUGUGUUGGGCUCUGGAUUCCGCAGACAAGGGCUUGUUAUCCACGAUCUAUUGAUAUACUGGGGCGAUACAUCGUGUUUAAAUGUAUAGAUAUAUGAUGUAGACUUGUCAGUUGUACAUCUCAUCAAUGUGUGAAGAUAGCAGCAGUCCAAAUAUAGACUUCCAUACGGAGUUACAAUGUCAUGAAUGAAAUUAAUUGACAUCACCAUGAAUACCUCGGCAUUGGAUAUCCUGUACAUCCACGUAUACACGUGAUGGCAUUAUUCUGUUUGUUAAUAUCCAAGGCAGCAUGCAGAAACCAAAAGUUUCGUUCCAACACUGAACAGUUUUAACGAAGUGACUCUGAUUAGGAAAAUUAGAUUUAAAUAGAAGUUUACAGAAGCUCAGAUGUUACAUCCCUACAAAGGAUAGUCGCGAGGCCGUACCACGAUGCAGGAGCCUAACAACGCGAUAUUUCUGGCGAUAGACGUGACUCUCAUGGUCUUAAUAACAAUCCUCAACUUCAUUGUUAUCUUUAUUCUUUUUGCUAAAGCUAAUGUGAGGAAAUCAAAAAACAUUCUUCUUCUCUCACUGGCUUUCGCGGACAUGUUUGUUGGGAUAUUUGUCAUACCAAAUGCCAUCUCUGUUAUGUUUCUCCACGUGAUGUGGGUGGAUGCUGUUUGUAAAUUAUGUUACUACGGCGAGCACGCUGUUUGUGCGGCCAGUGCUUUGUCUAUAUCCGUAAUGGCGAUGGACCGCAUGCGUGCUAUACUUUUCCCUUUCAAAUUCAAAAGUGUACAUCGCUGCUUUCCUUACUUCGCCCUUGGUUUUGUUUGGACAUUGGCUUUACUGUACGCACUGCGAGCUCCCUUCGUUUAUGGUGCCGUGACCAGGAUAUCGGACGUCAGUAACGUUACCAAUACUGAGUGUACCGUCAUGGACAGCCAGUCUGAUGUACAUCAGGUCCUGGUGUAUGUGGACUUUUUCGUACUUUUUCUCCUGCCUAGUACAGUUCUGGUGACGUGUAACGUGGCCGUAUCUAUCAGACUAGCUUCACAACCUAAUAUCCAGACGACGGGACGAACCCGUUUGCUGAUGAAGAGAAGACGAUCUAUCCGACUCCUACUAGCCAUGAUCUUCCUCUUUAUAGGAUGUCAUUUACCAUUGUAUUCCAUUCGAAUCCACCUCCUUAUCGUCGAUUCGGAUAUUCCUUUUAAAGAUAUCAUUGUUCAGUCAUUGCUCAUAUUGUCUUGGUUAAACAGUCUUCUGAAUGUUUUGUUCUACGGUUCACUGAAUAAUGACAUCAAGAGUACUCUCGCAGUGAUGAUUAAAUGUCAGUGUAUGAAACGAGCCAAUAGAAUACACGCGCGCGUGUCGACAGUCAGAACGACACAACGUGCACUUCAACAGUCCGCCAGAGUUACGUCAUCUACUUCUAUAUGAUCCAGCAGCUGGCAUCUUCAAAUGCUUAGAUUUUAAAUCAUGUUGUUUUUUAAUUUAUUAUUUAUAUCGCAAGUUAUAAGUAUUUGUAUAGGCGUUUGUUAUGAAUAUAUCAUUUUUGAAAUUAUGGUGGUUUCAGGAGACAUGU